AUGGGACAGACGGACACAUGCCCACGCAUUUUGGAGUGUUGCCACGACAUCGAUGCCUCUGUGAGUGCUGCUGCGCUGCGCUGCGCCUGCGACUUGGCCAAGGCUGAGGUCCUCAAGGAGACGAAUUACGAAGACGAAUUCCCCGAAGACGAAUUGCCCCCCGAAGACGAUUCCGAAGACGAAUUCGAAGACGAAUUCCCCGAAGACGAAUUGCCCCCGAAGACGAAUCCCCCCCCGAAGACGAAUUGCGAAGACGAAUUCCCCGAAGACGAAUUGCCCCCCGAAGACGAAUUCCCCCCCGAAGACGAAUUGCGAAGACGAAUUCCCCGAAGACGAAUCCCCGAAGACGAAUUCCCCCCGAAGACGAAUUGCGAAGACGAAUUCCCGAAGACGAAUAACCAAAGGGAAGAAUUCCCCCCGAGAAAGGACGAAUUGCGAAAGACGAAUUCCGAAGACGAAUUCCCCGAAGACGAAUUGCCCCCCGAAGACGAAUUCCCACCCGAAGACGAAUUGCGAAGACGAAUUCCCCGAAGACGAAUUGCCCCCGAAGACGAAUUCCCCGAAGACGAAUUGCCCCCCGAAGACGAAUUCCCCCCCGAAGACGAAUUGCCCCCGAAGACGAAUUCCCCGAAGACGAAUUGCCCCCCGAAGACGAAUUCCCCCCCCGAAGACGAAUUGCGAAGACGAAUUCCCCGAAGACGAAUUGCCCCCCGAAGACGAAUUCCCCCCCGAAGACGAAUUGCGAAGACGAAUUCCCCGAAGACGAAUCCCCGAAGACGAAUUCGCCCCCGAAGACGAAUUGCGAAGACGAAUUCCCCGAAGACGAAUUCCCCGAAGACGAAUCCCCCCCGAAGACGGAUUCCGAAGACGAAUUCCCCGAAGACGAAUUGCCCCCCGGAGACGAAUUGCGAAGACGAAUUCCUCGAAGACGAAUUGCCCCCCGAAGACGAAUCUCCCCCGAAGACGAAUUCCGAAGACGAAUUCCCCGAAGACGAAUUGCCCCCGAAGACGAAUUUCCCCCCGAAGACGAAUUCACCGAAGACGAAGUGCGCUCCGAAGGCGAAUUCCCCCCGAAAGAAGAGAACGGAUCCACAUUUGCGAGGUACCCAUGCCAGGCCCAUGCCAGACACCUUGCUGGCCACAUCUCAGCGACUUCGCAUCCUUGCGAAGGCUUAUGAUGUUUCUUUGUGUGAUGUGGAAGGCUUUGUGUCAACCGCUUUGAGCGUGGUUGAUGAGUGUGUCCAAACAGGGACAGUGGAACCAGAGCUGACGGUCACUCUGCUGGAACUCCUGGCCCUGAUCUCUGUCCGCCACGCCGGCCAGCUGAUGCAGCCCUUGCCAGCAGUGGCAGCAGACGUUCGGGACGAGCGUCAGCUGCAGCAGCUCGGCGCAGGCGAGCACAGCAGCCGAAGAUCUAUUGGAACUUGCCACUUGGCGGGGCAGUUGAACCUUGAGCUGGACCUUGUUGUUGAUCUCUUGCACUUUUUGCACUUUUUACAAGGGAAGGUUUUCAAAAUUCAGCUCUUAGCCACGCGUUUUAUUUGUUGGAUGUCUCUCCACAAGUUGAUCAUUCUUCAAUUUUCCAAAACAGACAUGCUCUGUAUCUGUGGUGUGGUUGAAACCUUUUCUUUUUUGUGGGGUUGUCAUGAAUGCGGACUUCGUCGACUGAAGAGCGCUGCCUUUGGGGUUGCCCUGUGCACCUUGAGCGCCUGGUGGAACGCCGCCCACUUUGGAAAGACCGAAGAGGUGAAGCCUUGGUUCUGCCAGCUGCCAGAUGCUCUUCAGGAUGCUUUGGCGAAUCACUUGGGGAAGUUGUUAGAGGAGGACUUGAUGUACCUGAGUUCUGCCGAGGGCUUUUUCACAACCUUGCUUGCAGCUGUGAAGUUCUUGCACAAGGAUAGUGAUAUGAAUGUGAGACUCCUUAGGCUGACACCUCCGUUGCAAAAAGCGCUCCUCAACACCCUGCGCCGUGGUGUGGUGAACGCUGCUGCUGGUAGCGCCGCUGGCUUCUUGGAGGCCUUGACUCCGUGGAUCACGAAGCAUGUGGUAGAAGACGUUUUGAUCGACAACCUGGCAUCAUGGGCAAAGGAGCAGUCCAAUCAGGCACUGCAGGAGGCUGGGCUGGAGAAGCUCUUGGAGGCAUGCAAGAAUACUGUGAAGAAACUUGAUCCUGAAUCGCCAGAGAAGCCAAGCAACUGGAAGCAAUUGUGGGCAUUGGGAAUUCUUUGGAGAACCUCUAGGCUUCGAAACUUAUUUGUGUUGUGCAUCAAACUCAUAGCUUCUAGCUCAAUUUUGGGAACCUGA
Molecule: messenger RNA, 2304 nt
Organism: Cladocopium goreaui
Lineage: Eukaryota; Dinophyceae; Suessiales; Symbiodiniaceae
Source: the annotation of a GenBank genome assembly